Messenger RNA from Lathyrus sativus (Indian pea), 1473 nucleotides. NCBI's taxonomy places the organism in Eukaryota, Viridiplantae, Streptophyta, Magnoliopsida, Fabales, Fabaceae. The record is from the annotation of a GenBank genome assembly.
AUGGGGAUUCAAUGCUCGAGAUUUUUCCCGUGUUGUGUGAAUUCGCAAGUUAAAGCAUCUGUUCUUGAAACUCCGGAUGCUGAAAAUGAUGAUGGUGAGGUUAGUAACUGGCCUAUAUUCCGUGAAUUUACACUUGAGCAACUUAAGAACGCGACGUCUGGUUUUGCUGUCGAGAAUAUUGUAUCUGAGCAUGGAGAGAAGGCUCCUAAUGUUGUCUAUAAAGGGAAGCUGGAGAAUCAAAUGAGAAUUGCUGUUAAACGGUUUAAUAGAAGCGCUUGGCCUGAUACACGACAGUUUGUGGAGGAAGCAAGAGCAGUUGGUCAGCUUCGUAACCAAAGAUUGGCAAACUUGCUUGGAUGUUGUUGUGAAGGAGAUGAUAGGUUGCUUGUCGCCGAAUAUAUGCCAAAUGAAACACUUGCAAAGCACCUUUUUCAUUGGGAAUCACAACCUAUGAAAUGGGCGAUGCGACUAAGGGUUGUUCUACAUCUUGCACAAGCUCUAGAGUACUGCACAAGCAAAGGACGUGCUCUCUAUCACGACCUCAACGCGUAUAGAGUUCUCUUUGACGAGGACGGUAAUCCUAGGCUAUCUACUUUUGGACUUAUGAAAAAUAGCAGGGACGGGAAGAGUUAUAGCACCAAUUUGGCAUUUACUCCUCCAGAGUAUCUCAGAACUGGGAGAGUAACACCCGAAAGUGUAAUAUACAGCUUUGGCACUCUUUUGCUUGACCUUCUUAGCGGAAAGCAUAUCCCCCCGAGUCAUGCCCUCGACUUGAUUCGGGACAGAAAUCUUCAGAUGCUGACAGAUUCUUGUCUGGAAGGACAAUUUUCUGAUAACGAUGGAACUGAGCUUGUACGCUUGGCAUCUCGAUGUUUGCAAUAUGAACCUAGAGAAAGGCCUAAUCCAAAAUCAUUGGUGUCUGCUUUGGCUUCUCUUCAGAAAGAAACUGAGGUUCCUUCACAUGUGUUGAUGGGUAUACCACAUAGCACCAGCUUUGCUUCAUUAUCUCCACUUGGCGAGGCAUGUUCGAGAAAGGACUUGACCGCCAUACACGAAGUUCUGGAUAAUCUUGGUUAUAAAGAUGAUGAAGGAGUGGCGAAUGAGUUAUCAUUCCAGAUGUGGACUGAUCAAAUGCAGGACACGUUGAAUUGCAAGAAAAAGGGCGACGCCGCUUUCCGACAGAAAGAAUUUAGAGAAGCGAUCGAGUGCUACACACAGUUCAUCGAUGCUGGAACGAUGGUUUCUCCAACAGUCUAUGCACGACGCAGUUUGUGUUAUCUUAUAAGCGACAUGGCUCAGGAAGCGCUGAACGACGCAAUGCAAGCGCAGGUUGUUUCACCGGUAUGGCACAUUGCAUCUUAUCUUCAAUCAGUUUCACUUGCAACAGUUGGAAUGGAGAAUGAAGCACAAGCAGCACUUAAAGAAGGAACAACACUUGAGUCGAAGCGGAAUGCAACUUCGAAACAAAAGUGA